CUAUUCUUGUUUGGCCUAACAGAUUACGCUAUUUGCCUAUAAGAAUCAAUCGCUAUCGUACACUCUGUUUAUCCCUGAAAACAUUUUUCGUCAGAAAAGCUUUAUAUCCAUACUGAAGCGCUCCAAUAUCAAUCAAUCAAAAAUCAACUAUAACACUGAUGAUAACAGUUGGUUCCACUGCCUCUGCAUUGAUAUGGCCCCCUGAAAGGCCAAAAUGGCACCAGUUACCCAGGUGCCAACCCCACAAACUAUCCAGCAUGAUAGCCACCAGCAGGCUGAUUCAAUGGAUAUUGACGACCACACAACACCUACUCCAGGGGGGAACCAAUCAAGCCCCCAGCCUCAGGAACAAGACUUUCAACGGGCAAAGGCUCUGGAAAGGGCUCAAACGUCUGAAAGGCCUGAGCAGUCUACCCAAACUGCUCAACAACCUGCUAAGAAGUCUAGCCACGACCUCAUUGUGGAAUUAUGGCGCAGACUUGAGCAGAAGGAUGAGGAGAUGUCAGAACUCUGCCAGGCACAGAUGAAUGCCAAUACAUCCUCUACAGACUUCCGCCUAGCUGAUCAGCUGUCCAAACUGUUUGAGCAAAAGGAUAGCCAAUCAAUGCUGGAUAGGGAAGAACAACACCUGAGACAGCUCGCACAGACAUAUUGGUGAGAGACCAAGAAACUGCACGGACAAGAUAAUUAUUCUGAUUGG
Aspergillus glaucus CBS 516.65 is the source of this 700-nucleotide messenger RNA. RefSeq lists its product as uncharacterized. The record is from RefSeq and is a predicted model, not a curated record. Lineage: Eukaryota; Fungi; Ascomycota; Eurotiomycetes; Eurotiales; Aspergillaceae. The coding region runs from base 215 to 658 and encodes 147 amino acids. The transcript is spliced from 2 exons.